Messenger RNA from Pyrus x bretschneideri (Chinese white pear), 2381 nucleotides. Its product is annotated as patellin-3. Bases 111 to 1958 code for a protein of 615 amino acids. Gene Ontology annotation, molecular function: lipid binding. Lineage: Eukaryota; Viridiplantae; Streptophyta; Magnoliopsida; Rosales; Rosaceae. The transcript has 4 exons. The record is from RefSeq and is a predicted model, not a curated record.
CAACUUCCACUUCCCCCUCCCCCUUCUUAAUCCCCCUCCCAUCUCUCUCCUCUCUCAAACUCUCUCUCUCUCUCUCUCUCUCUCUCUCUCUAGAUAAUUAAUUAUUUGAUAUGGCUGAGGAACACCAGAAGCCUGAGGCUGCAGCUGCGCCAGAAGCACCACCAUCCGAGGAAGUUGUCGUGGUGGCUGAUGCCCCGCCUGCGGACAAGGCUGUGACCGAGAAAGAAGCGGUUCCGGUUCCAGAGCCGGAGGCCGAGGCAGAGAAGCCGGCUGUGACGACGACUGAGGAGGUGGAGGACAAAGCUGCCCCCAAGGCUGACGAGGAUAAGAAAGUCAUCGCUCAGUCGGUUUCUUUCAAGGAGGAGAGCUACGUUGUCGGGGAGCUUCCUGAGCCGCAGAAGAAGGCUCUUGACGAGCUGAAACAACUCAUUAAGGAGACUCUUAACAAGCACGAGUUCACUGCCCCGCCGCCCACCAAGGAGGAGGUGAAGCCUGUGGUGGCGGCGACUGAGGAGAAAAAGGAGGAGGAGAAAACUGAAGAAGUACCACCCAAAGCUGAAGAAGAACCCAAAACGGAAGAAGCCUCCGCGUCCGUUACUGAAGCCAAAGAAGAAGCAAAAGCAGAAGCAGUAGAAGAAGCCAAAGAGGGAAAAAAACCAGAAGUAGAGGAAGAGACGGUGGUUGUGACGGAGACUGUGGUGGAGAAAGUUACAGAGACUGUUGAUGAUGACGGCGCCAAGACUGUGGAGGCGAUUGAAGAGACCAUCGUCGCAGUAGUCCCUGCUCCGGCUGCAGAGGAGGAAGCAGCCCCAGCUAAAGAGACCGAGGUGGCUGCUACAGAGGCCGCUCCCGCUGCUGCAGCUGCGGAGGAGACCAAAGCAGAAGCUGAGGCUCCAGCUAAGCCACCUGUCGCACCGGAGGAGGUGGACAUAUGGGGAAUUCCGCUUCUGCGAGACGAAAGGAGCGACGUGGUUCUGUUGAAGUUCCUGAGGGCGAGGGAUUUCAAGGUGAAGGAGGCGUUCACCAUGAUCAAGAACACCGUGCGGUGGAGGAAGGAGUGGGGCAUCGAGGGGCUGCUGGAGGAAGAUCUGGGAAGCCACUGGGACAAGGUGGUGUUCACUCAUGGAGUCGACAAGAAAGGCCACCCUGUGUGCUACAACGUGUUCGGGGAGUUCCAGAACAAGGAGUUGUACCAGAAUACUUUUACGGACGAAGAGAAGCGUUCCAAGUUCAUCAAGUGGAGGAUCCAGUUCUUGGAGAAGAGCAUCAGAAAGUUCGACUUCAAUCCGACCGGGAUUUCGACCAUCGUUCAGGUCAAUGAUCUCAAGAACUUUCCUGGGCUUUUCAACAGGGAGCACAAUCAGGUCACCAACCAGGCCCUUCAGCUGCUUCAAGAUAACUACCCUGAGUUUGUAGCCAAACAGGUGUUUAUCAAUGUGCCAUGGUGGUAUCUUGCUUUUAAUAGGAUGAUCAGCCCCUUCCUGACCCAGAGGACCAAGAGCAAGUUUGUAUUUGCUGGUCCUUCCAAGUCUGCUGAUACCCUUUUCAAAUAUAUAGGCCCAGAGCAUGUGCCAGUCAAGUAUGGUGGGCUAAGCAAGGAAGGUGUUGAAGGUGAGCACGAAUUCACCACAUCGGACCCUGUCACUGAGGUUACCGUCAAGCCAGCAUCCAAGCACACCGUCGAAAUCCCCGUGUCUGAGUGUGGGGAGUUUUUGGUGUGGGAAGUGAGAGUACUAGGGUGGGAAGUGAGCUAUGGAGCUGAAUUCGUGCCAAGCGCGGAGGACAGCUACACCAUAAUCUUGCAGAAGACAAGGAAGGUUGGAGCAGCGGAUGAGCCGGUGAUCUCAAACACCUACAAGAUUGGCGAGGCGGGCAAGGUUGUGCUCACCAUCGAUAACCAAAGCUCGAAGAAGAAGAAGCUCCUCUACAGGUCCAAGACCAAGCCCUCCGUAAUCUGAUUCAGCAAACAAACACAUUCAACUCUAUGCCUUAAUUCAUGCUCUCUCUCCGUUUCACCGGUGCUCGCUGCUUAGCUCUCAACACUUCCAAUGAACAAAUAGAAACACAUUCAUCUGCAGCAGAAUAAACGACUCGUCUGAUGUUUAAAUACAGGGUUCAUUUAUUUAUUUUCUUCUUCUGGUUGAUAUUUGUUUUUGUUCUUGCAUUGUAUGUGCCUGAAGGUUUUUUUAUUUUUUAUUUUUAUUCAUAUUUGUUUUAGUGAAUGGGGUUUGUCGUAAUUUUAGUUUUUGGAUUGUAAACAAUAGUGAAAGAUGAUGGAUGAUGAAUCUUUGAUGUGCUGUCUGCUGUGAUGGGGGAAACAUUUGACAGCAUAUGGUUAUGUCUGCUGUGAUGUGGCUGUAAAAUUAUAGAUUCUGUGUAAA